Messenger RNA from Saprolegnia parasitica CBS 223.65, 1317 nucleotides. RefSeq lists its product as hypothetical. The transcript is spliced from 4 exons. Gene Ontology annotation, biological process: phosphatidic acid biosynthetic process. NCBI's taxonomy places the organism in Eukaryota, Oomycota, Saprolegniomycetes, Saprolegniales, Saprolegniaceae. Bases 1 to 1317 code for a protein of 438 amino acids. The record is from RefSeq and is a predicted model, not a curated record. Gene Ontology annotation, molecular function: 1-acylglycerol-3-phosphate O-acyltransferase activity.
AUGGAAGCGACGCUCCUCCGAGAACUCAACGUGGACGCGCGGCUGGCAGCCGUCGAAGCCAAGGUCGCCGCCUUCCUCGCCGACCAAGAGGCCAUCGUGGCCUCGACGACGCUGGCGCAGCGCAACCAGAUGCGCCGAGCGCUCCACGCCGAAUCCGAGUACAUCCACCUCGACGUCGAGGAAGCGCUUCUGCAUGAGAUCGAGACGGCCGCCGCCGACUCGCCGACCAAGGCCAUGAGCGACGACAUUGCGCAGAGCAAGGACGAGGCCAUGAUCGCGGUCGUCGCGCGCUUCCAUGCGCUGCGGAAGCAAUUGACGCUCGAGAUCCAGCCCGAGGACAAGAGCACGUUUGAGAAGGUGUACAUGGGCGUGCGCCUUGCGUCGUUCGCGAUGCUCUUCUUUGGCGGCUUUGCGAUCUUCUUCUUCCUGAUCCCGCUCCGCUGGACGCACAUUACGCUGCGCAAGAUGGGCGUCAAGAACAACUACCUGCCCGUCGACUUUAUCCAAUGGUGGUUUGGCUGGGCGCUCUGCGCCGUCGGCGGCAUCCACAUCGUCACGGAAGGCACAGACAACGUGCGCGCGCUCAACGGCGGGUCCACAGUCAUGAUGUUCUCGCACGGCUCCAACUUGGACGGUCUCAUGAUCCAGGGCUCGUCCCCUGUCGUGCUCAAGUUCAUCGGCAAGAAGAGUUUGUUUUUGAUCCCGAUUGUCGGCUGGGUCUUCCGCUGGGGCUUUGGCAACAUUCCCAUUGACCGCUCCAACAUUGAGCGCGCCAAGACGAGCUUGAAGCACCUCGCGCGCGCCGUCGUCGACUAUGGCCGGUCGGUCGCCAUCUCGCCCGAAGGCACGCGGUCCAAGUCGGGUCUCCUCCAAGACUUCAAGAAGGGACCGUUCUACCUCCAGUCGGACGCAGGCGCGCCGAUUACGCCGGCGAUUGUCAUUGGCGCCUACGAGCUCUGGCCGCCGGCCCGUAUCUUUACGCUGCCCGGCAAGUGCCUCGUCCGGUACUUGCCGCAGUACCAUGUCGACCCGGCCAAGUCGCGCAACGCGAACCGCCUCGCGCUGCGCCGCAUUUACCUCGAGGCCGGCGCCGCGCCUGUGCCAAACGACCUCUCGAGCCACUCGGACGUGCCCAACUUGCUCUUGCACCUUUGGCUCGUCGCGUCGAUCUGGGCCUUCAUUCCGUCGACGGUGUGGUCGAUCUUUACGUGGAUUGCGUACUUUAACUCGUUCUUUGGCCUCUCGACCUUUGGCACGCUCAAGCUCCUCACGACGGUCAUUGCGAUCCUCGAAGGCGUCAUGUUUUACUCGUGCUAA